This is a messenger RNA of Ochlerotatus camptorhynchus, 1287 nucleotides long. RefSeq lists its product as uncharacterized. The transcript has a single exon. The record is from RefSeq and is a predicted model, not a curated record. Gene Ontology annotation, molecular function: nucleic acid binding. Lineage: Eukaryota; Metazoa; Arthropoda; Insecta; Diptera; Culicidae. Gene Ontology annotation, biological process: DNA integration. The coding region runs from base 1 to 1287 and encodes 428 amino acids.
AUGAGGAUUAGAGGUCGUAUAGGGGCUGCACCUCAAAUCCCCUACGAAGCUAAGUAUCCCAUUCUUCUCCCUAAGGAUCACCCCGUAACGCUUCUGUUAAUCGACAGGUACCAUCGACGUUAUCUUCACAGCAAUCGUGAAACGGUUGUAAACGAGGUGCGCCAACGCUUUUGGAUUCCGAAGCUCAGGGCGGUGGUACCACGAGUGAGCAAGGACUGCCAGUUCUGCCGGAUCCACAAAGCAUCAGCUCAACCUCCAGUAAUGGGACCUCUGCCUAAAGUGAGACUGACGCCGUUCAUCAGGCCGUUCACCUACACCGGACUGGAUUACUUUGGUCCUAUACUCGUCAAGGUAGGACGCAGCUUGGUCAAACGGUGGAUUGCACUUUUUACUUGUCUGACAAUACGUGCAGUCCACUUGGAAGUGGUCCAUUCGCUGAACACCUCCUCAUGCAUCAAGGCUAUCAGAAGAUUUGUGGUCAGAAGAGGGGCCCCAGACGAGAUAUAUUCCGACAACGGAACGUGCUUUGUCGGAGCCAACCGACAAUUGAUGGAACAGCUGAGGGAAAUCAACGGAGGAUGUGCGAGCGUUUUUACAAAUGCGAGAACCAAGUGGUUGUUUAACCCUCCCGCAGCUCCUCACAUGGGUGGAGUGUGGGAGCGAAUGGUUCGCUCCGUGAAAGUUGCAAUGGCAGCUGUAGCAGGAGCACCACGCCAUCCCGACGAUGAAACUUUGGAGACAGUCAUACUAGAAGCGGAAGGCAUCGUGAACACACGACCCCUCACAUACGUGCCCUUGGAUGUGGCCACAGAUGAAGCAUUAACCCCGAACCACUUCCUGUUGUACGGAAACAGAGGGGUUACUCAACCGAGCACGGAGUUUGUGGCACCUUGUCAAACAUUGAGGGACAGCUGGAAACUUACUCAGCACUUGGCCGACGAGUUCUGGCGUCGCUGGGUUAGAGAGUAUCUUCCAGUUUUGAGGAGACAAGUGAAAUGGUUUGAACCGACCAAACCCUUGGAAGUCAAUGACUUGGUCAUUGUCAUUGAGGAAUCAGCACGGAAUCAUUGGGAGCGUGGAGUUAUUACCGAGAUCUACCCAGGAUCGGAUGGUCAUGUGCGGUCGGCGAUGAUCCAGACCAGUACUGGCAUUAAGAAGAGGCCCGUAACGAAGCUUGCAUUACUGGAUGUCAGGAAGGCUCAGAGCAAAGAAGAUGAUCGUGGUUCCCAGCAACACGGGGCCGGGUAUGUUGAGAAAGCCCCUCGAUUGGGCAACGGAGAGGUGUAA